CUCAGUCCUUGCUACAGUCACUUCCUGUGUGGGAACUACGGAGAUAAAAAAAAGAGGAGAUCCGAUUGGUUCCCUGUUUGCCUGUUUCCUGAAAUACAAAACACAGUGAGACAUACAUGCUGGAAAAGUCUGUUAGUUAAGAACAACAGAUCCCUGCAUGUGUGUGUGUGUGUGUGCGUGUGUGUGUGCUUGGCAUGUUUGUCUGCUGUACAGCUGUCAACCUACAGUACAGAACAGUAUCCUGCAUCAGUUCUAGACCUGUUUAUGAGAACAUCUGCCCACAAGAAGAGAGAGGGGGAUAGAGGACAGGAAAUGGUAAAGUGAGAGCACUGAAACAUGCUUGAAAGAGUUCAAGAAGAUGUCAAAGCAAUGAUGGAUGAUGGCUGUGCAGAUACCUGUGAAGUUCUCAUCGCAGAAACUCCUGAGUGUUUCAUCUGUAGAGAUGUGCAGCUGGUGGAUGGAGAACAAGUGAAAAGGUUUUGUGACUGCAAGAACCUCAUGGCACAUCAUGGUUGCCUGCUCACUUGGGUCAGAACGGGGUUGAAGAGGAACGAACGGCUGAGGUGUCGCGUGUGUAAUGCAGAGUACCAGCAGAAGAGAGUAGCGCCAUGGCAGACCGCGGUGUCUCAGUGGCGUGUGUGGCCCGUGGUGGUGUUAGCGGUGGUGUUGGUGGCCCUGAUUCCCUACACUGUGUACCGCCUGCUGACAGCUUUCGAUAACCCUCCUCCACAUAUUCUCUUCAACAUGGCUGCCAUCUGCUUUGGCAUCCUCUCUGAAAUCCUGCUGCUCAGGGGAACAGACAUUAAUUUUCCUUCCAGGAAUACACGUCACACUCACAGACAAGUCAUUACAGCCACAUCGCCACCAGAAAUAUGAGUCUCUAUUUCUGCCACUUGUGAAAGGUAUGUGCGCUAUUGACAUGAUCAAUGAGGGGUAAAAUUAAAAGCUGCAUUGAUCUCCCUUUAUUUUUUCCCCUAUUUCAACCCCUGCGAUUCUGCGGCACCAUUUUCAUGCAUAACAAUUUCUUUCUGCAUUUCCCAGCAUAAUGUGGCAUUUGAAAUAGGCAUUUAACAUACUACAUGAUUGAGAUGUCAUCAUUAAGGCGAGCAUGCUGGUUACAGGAUAUUAUGAGGUCUGAGGUGUGGAGCAAAGGUCCAGCAGAGCUCGAUAUCAGAUAAUCAAAUAUACAUCUGAAAUCACUAGGCAGCCAGAGGGAAAUUAGAGGGAACAUAAUAAAUGAAACUGCUGUUUUCUUGCUAGACCACAUAUGCGAUAUAGUCUGUAUACACUCUAUGGCCAAAAGUAUAUAGACACCUGACUAAUCACACCCAUAUGUACUUGUAGAACAUCCCAUUCCAGAUUUAGUCCCCACUUUGCUGUUAAACCUCCACUCUUUGGGAUGGCUUUCCACUAGAUGUUGGUAUUUGUGCCCAUUCAGCCCCAAGAGCAUUACUGAGGUCGGGCACUGAUGUUGGGCGAGAAGGUCUGGUGCAUAAUUAGUGUCCACUUCAUCCCAAAGGUGUUCAACCACACAAAACCAACACUCCAAAAACGUAUUACCAGUACAGGAAAGAACAGUGUACGACAAACUGUAAAAGGUUGAAUUAAGGUGGGUUUAUCUGCUCACUUCACAGAUGUGUUUUAAAGAGCACAAGGAAUUGUAUUACACUGUAGGGGGAAAAAAAGUAAAAUAUGUCUCCUCUAAUACUUUUCCCAUGUGGCCAUGCAUGGACACCCUGUUUAAUGAGAAUUGUGCUGAGGUAAUGAGGGGACAAGAGCUAUAUUAAGAUUCCCAUAUUAGGCAGUUAACUGGCUCAAUGCUCUGAGUAAGAUAGAAGUUCUCAUGAGUGUGGCAGGUCUUAUACAAGGCUCAGAGGUUUCCUUUCUGGUGGAAAGAGGGCUCGAAUCACCAAAAAUUGGGUUGUGAGUUACCACUAAUAGUCAGAAAUGAGAUAGAUUGAAGUGGAACUGGCACUAUUGUAGAAUGAUUGCAAACAUUUAUCAUGUAUUAUAGACCAUUGCAAAAUAUUCAUCAAUAGCAAUAUCAGUCAAGUGCUGUGAAAGUGUUUGACCAUAUCCUGAUUGCUUGUGUUUUUGUGUAUAUCUCAUAAUAAAUUGUUUAAAAAAUGUAAACAAUAUCUGAGAUAAAAACAAAGGCAACGUGAGUAAACAAAAAAUUCAGUUUGUAAAUGAUGUUAUUUAUUGAAGCAAAAUAGUUAUCCAAUACCGACUAAGCCUGUGUGAAAAUGUAUUUGCCCCCAUAGUUACUAAUUACCCAAAUCUAUGAAACUGCGUUCAUAAUGGGGUUCAGCUGGACUAGACACAACCAGGCCUGAUUACUGCAAACCCUGUUCAAUCAAAUCUACACUUAAAUAGAACUUUUUCAACAGCAUGAAGUUGGAUAAAAGGUCUUACCCAGUAACACACUACGCCAAAGUUUAAAUAAAUUCCAGAAAUGAUGAGGAAGAAGGUGAUUGAAAUACAUCAGUCUGGGAAGGGUUACAAAGCUAUUUCAAAGGCUCUGGGACUCCAAAGAACCACAGUGAGAGCCGUUAUCUCCAAAUGGAAAAACUCAGCACAGUAGUGAACCUCCCAGAAGUGGCCGACUUUCCAACAUUCCUCCAAGAGCACAGCAACUUGUCAUCCAGGAAGUCACAAAAGUUACAAAAGAGCCAAGGACAACAUUAAAGGACCUACAGGCCUCUCUUUCAUCAAUAAAGGUCACUGUUCAUGACUCCACUAUCAGAAAGACACUGGGCAAAAAUGGC
Messenger RNA from Ictalurus furcatus (blue catfish), 2768 nucleotides. RefSeq lists its product as uncharacterized. Bases 337 to 876 code for a protein of 179 amino acids. Gene Ontology annotation, molecular function: zinc ion binding. The record is from RefSeq and is a predicted model, not a curated record. Lineage: Eukaryota; Metazoa; Chordata; Actinopteri; Siluriformes; Ictaluridae. The transcript is spliced from 5 exons.